This is a messenger RNA of Nothoprocta perdicaria, 3418 nucleotides long. It is a transcript of the gene RAD54B, whose product is annotated as RAD54 homolog B. Lineage: Eukaryota; Metazoa; Chordata; Aves; Tinamiformes; Tinamidae. The transcript has 15 exons. Gene Ontology annotation, molecular function: DNA translocase activity; ATP binding; ATP-dependent chromatin remodeler activity. Gene Ontology annotation, cellular component: nucleus. The record is from RefSeq and is a predicted model, not a curated record. The coding region runs from base 116 to 2881 and encodes 921 amino acids. Gene Ontology annotation, biological process: double-strand break repair via homologous recombination; reciprocal meiotic recombination.
CCAGCUCCCGGYACCGGGCUCGGGGCCCGCGCCCGGCCGGGUUGUUCCUUCCCACAGCGACUUUGUAAAGGGUGUUUUCGGCCGCCGCGCCCCUCUCCGAGCACUAGGACUAACCAUGAGGCGGUCAGCAGCUCCCAGUCAAGUGCUGGGAAGUGCAGCCAAAAGGCCCAGGUUUAUACCCCCAGGAAGGAGUAACACAGCUGGUCUCAAGAGCGAAACUGAGGAAUCRGGCCCAGAAAUGAAGUUAAAAGAGGAAGAUAGGAAACAAGGAAGUGCUCCAGGACAUGCAAGAACCCUUUCUAAAAUACAUUGCCACAAUCAAAAUGUAAAUGUCACACAGUCUGUGGAGUCAAACGUAGAAGUGAAGGCUACAAAACCCUCUAACGGACUCAGUAAACCUGGGAGGUUGGAGAUGAAAACAUUAAAUCCACGGAAAGCUGAUGCACUGUCCUUGCCGGCAUCAGGAAUGGCAGGAGAAGCAGGGGCUCAGGAAGAACCCGGCUGCCUUACCAAGUACUUCAGUGUGGUGUGGUGUAAGGCAUCAAACAAGAAGCACAAGAAGUGGGAAGGCGACGCUGUCCUUAUUACAAAAGGGAAGUCUGUCAUACUCAAAGAUAUGGAAGGCAAAGACAUUGGAAAAGGUACUGGAUAUAAAUCWAAAGAGCUGGAGGAUCUUGAUGAAGGUCAGACACUGAGGAUUGGAGGAAAAGAAAUUGAAGUGCUGGGUGUAAUUUCAGCAGAAGACUUCAACAGUGGCAGGUGUUUUCAGACUGCAAUACAGACUCAGAACACAGUUCCCACUGCUUUAUGCCAAGCUACCACAAAACCAUUCUGUAAUCCAUUCAAAAGCCUCUGUCAGCCCAGUACUAAAGAGAAUAUGCUCAAAGAUUCUCAAAGCUGCAAACCUCGCCAUGAUCCAAAUGCCUCAAAUUCUUUAGUUAUGCCAAGACCAAAUGCAAAUCAUCAGUGGAUGUUCAAUAAGGCUGGUUUGCCUCUGGUGGAUGUAGUUGUGGAUCCCUACAUCGUAAAUAAUCUCCGACCACAUCAGAAAGAAGGAAUUAUAUUUCUGUAUGAAUGUGUAAUGGGAAUGAGAGUUAGUGGCAGAUUUGGAGCUAUUCUUGCUGAUGAAAUGGGUUUAGGAAAAACAUUGCAGUGCAUUUCGCUUGUCUGGACCCUUCUACGUCAAGGAGUCUAUGGAUGCAAACCUAUAGUAAAGCGAGCACUAAUUGUCACCCCUGGGAGUCUGGUAAAAAACUGGAAAAAAGAAUUUCAGAAAUGGCUGGGAAGUGAAAGGAUCAAGGUCUUUACAGUUGAUCAGGAUCACAAAGUAGAAGAAUUCAUCAGUUCUCCACUUUAUUCAGUUAUGAUAAUCAGUUAUGAGAUGCUACUGCGCUCGUUGGAUCAAAUUCAGGCUACGGAAUUUAACCUCCUAAUCUGUGAUGAAGGACAUCGUCUGAAAAACAGCUCUAUUAAGACCACUACAGCCCUCACUAGCCUGUCUUGUGAGAGGCGAAUUAUCCUUACUGGUACUCCAAUACAAAAUGACUUGCAGGAAUUUUAUGCAUUAAUAGAGUUUGUAAAUCCAGGAAUACUGGGUUCUAUAUCCACAUAUAGAAAGAUAUAUGAGGAGCCUAUUGUCAGGUCCAGAGAACCAUCAGCCACAAAGGAAGAAAAGGAAUUGGGAGAAACAAGAGCAGCAGAACUCACACGCCUAACUGGCCUGUUUAUCCUUAGGAGAACGCAGGAGGUUAUCAACAAGUUUCURCCCCCGAAAAAGGAGAGCAUCCUCUUCUGCCGACCAACAGCGCUGCAGCUUGAACUGUAUCGAAAACUCCUUAAUUCUCGAGUUAUUAGGUCCUGUCUACAAGGCAGGCUAGAAAAUAGUCUUCAUCUAUUAUGUAUAGGAGCUCUGAAAAAAAUUUGCAAUCAUCCUUGUCUUCUCCUCAAAGCCAUAAAGGAGAAACAAUGUGAUUCUUCGUGUGAGGAACAUGAUGAAUCCAGCCUCUAUGAAGGUUUAACAGACACCUUCCCACAAGAUUUUACUCCUGACACUUUCUCUGAAACUUACUCAGGAAAACUGCAGGUGCUGGUGAAGCUCUUAGCAGCAAUCCAGGAACUCGGCUCUUCGGAAAGAGUUGUGCUGGUCUCCAAUUACACUCAGACACUGAAUAUAUUACAAGAGACCUGCAAACAUUAUGGAUACUCUUAUACCAGACUUGAUGGACACACUCCUGUCUCCCAGAGGCAACAGAUUGUUGAUAGUUUUAAUAGUAAAUUCAGCCCAGCAUUUGUCUUUCUGCUGAGUUCAAAGGCUGGUGGGGUAGGACUGAACCUAGUUGGAGCGUCUCAUUUGAUCCUGUAUGAUAUUGACUGGAAUCCAGCUACAGAUAUUCAGGCAAUGGCCAGAGUGUGGAGAGAUGGUCAGAAACACACUGUGUGCAUCUACAGACUGCUCACCACAGGCUCAAUAGAAGAGAAGAUUUAUCAAAGGCAGAUCAGCAAGCAAGACCUUUCUGGGGCUGUUGUAGACCUUUCCAAGACAWCUGAACACAUCCACUUUUCCAUUGAGGAGCUUAGGAAUCUCUUUACACUUCAUGAAGAUUCCAGCUGUGUUACCCAUGACUUGCUUGAGUGCAAUUGUAUGGGAAAGAAAGACCAUCAAAAUCCCUCCUCAGAAAAGCCUUCUGUGUUGAGAAGUUGCCAGCUUGGACAAARUCAUGGGAAGCCUAAUUCAAAGAAACCACUGUCCAUGUCACAGUUGAUGCAAUGGAAACAUUUCUCUGGGCAACAUCAGACGCUAGAGGAUCCUUUCCUUGAAAGGGUAAAAGAGAAUGUUUCCUUCAUUUUCCAGAAUGUWACUAGUCCAACUUCUGCUACCUAAUAAAACUUAAACUGCAGGGACAUUUGUGAAAUACACACAUUUUCAUCCUGCUCGUCCAAGAUAUAGUAAGCAAACAUUAUGCAAUUACCUUUUGUUCUUUUUGCCAAAUUCUCUUUUGUGUCUUUCUGAUGAGCUGUCUGUGCAAAUAUUACCCUGCUGUUUAUAUAGGGUACACCUAYACCUUAUUUGCAAGAACUGUAAUAUAAGUUUAUAAAUCUAACUUUCCUUCUUUCCUUUCAAUUUUUCUGUUACUGUGAUAUCAUAAUUAGUAAGAUUGUUUUGGUACAUAUUCACAUGUACAUUUCCUCUGUGUUUUUUUUUUCUAGUUUUCCCUUGGUUAUAAUGAUUUAUUACUUGUAAAUGUGAAGUUGGCAACUCUUCASCCAGACUUUAAAAGAUAGAUUAGACAAUACCGUAUGCAUAAGCAUACAUGCUGUUUACGGGAGUCUGAUUGGAGUUAUGUUUUUUCAACUAAGUUAUAGAUCUGCAGUUCUGAGACCACAGCUUAAUAUUAUGUCAAAAUCUUUAAGAAAUUCU